Molecule: messenger RNA, 1794 nt
Organism: Cannabis sativa
Lineage: Eukaryota; Viridiplantae; Streptophyta; Magnoliopsida; Rosales; Cannabaceae
Product: protein FAR-RED ELONGATED HYPOCOTYL 3-like
Exons: 1
Coding region: 1-1794 (597 amino acids)
Biological process (GO): regulation of DNA-templated transcription
Molecular function (GO): zinc ion binding
Source: RefSeq, a predicted model, not a curated record
AUGUCUCAUGUUGCUUUGCAAAGUGGAGGUUACGAGAGAAUGCCAUGUCAACUUCGAGAUUUGUACAACAGGGUUGCUGGUGCGAAGCGAGAAGAGAAGAUAGAGACGGACUCAGAAGGGGCGCUGGGAUUUCUGGAUUGUCUCGCAGAGAAGGAUCCUAAUCUCUUCGUUGUCUAUCAGGUUGACGACGAGAAUCAAUUGGCUAACUUAUUCUGGGCAAAUGGAAACUCACGCGUGGACUAUGUGGCUUUUGGGGAUGUACUAGGAUUUGACACAACCUACAUGACAAAUGAGUACAAUAAGCCCCUCACUGUUCUCAUUGGCGUCAACCACCAUUUCAACACAUGCAUCUUCGGGUUGGCUCUCCUCCUCCACGAGAAGCUUCCAUCAUAUUCUUGGCUACUUCAAAAAUUUCUAGAAUGCCAUGGAGAUAAGAAGCCAAAUAUUGUAGUUACUGACCAAGAUGUGGCCAUGAAACAGGCUAUCAUUGAACACAUGCCCGAUGUUACGCACCGUCUCUGCGCUUGGCAUCUCAAUACAAAUGCUUCGAAAAAGGUUAAAGAUCCGAUCUUCUUAAAAACAUUUAAGGAUCUGAUGUACAACUACUACAAGGAGGAAGAAUUUGAAGCAAGAUGGUUACAUGUCAUCCAAACUCAACAACUAACAGAUAAUGAAUGGUGUCAAACAACAUUCGACUCAAGACAACAAUGGGCAGAAACUUAUUUAAGGGGUUCAUUCGUUGCAGGAAUGAGAAUCACACAACGUUGCGAAUCGAUCAACUUCGCUCUAAAAAAAUUUUUAGAGAAGAAUUAUUGCUUGCGUGAAUUUGUAACAACCAUAGAUAUGACAGUCUCAAAGCUCAGACACAACGAGACUGCAAAUGACUUCAAAAGCAGAUGCACUCGACCUCACCCACCUAAUCCUACAUGCUUGACCACUUACUACAACCAAUGUGCUGAAUUCUACACAAGAACUAUGUACCACAAGGUUCCUGAGCAGCUUGAUUUAGAGAAUAAUUAUUUUGUCAUAAGUCAGGAGCAAGAAGGAGAGUGGCAGAUAUUCACCAUUGGAAAGUUUCAGCAUCCGGACGUCCAAUACCGAGUUCAUUACUGUGAAGGCCGACGAGCACUACACUGUAGUUGCAUGCUCUAUGAAAGUCAGGGGUACCCUUGUAGACAUUUAUGGGCUACAAUGAAAAGAUUAAACAUGAGAAGAAUACCUAAUUCUCUUCUCAUAAAGCGAUGGAAAAAAUCCGCGAAGACAAAUCUCCACCUACAUUUUUACCCGCUAGCACAACCACAACAACACAUUUACGAGAUGGCUAGGUUUGGAUCUCUCAGUUCACUAACUUAUAACUUCACUUUCUAUGCAACAAAAUCAGAGGAUUCGUACAACCGUGCAAAGGAAGAGAUUGAACGGCUAACUCUAAUGUUCAAGGAAGAAUUUGAGUUGAAUUCCAAUCCGCAAGGAGAGACGCCACAACUUGGAAGAUAUCGUAACAACCCCAACAUUAUUAAAGACCCCAAAGUUGUGAGAACAAAUGGUACGAGAAAUCCAAGGAAAGGACCGAACAAGGAGCAGAUCCCAAGAAACUCAAGACAUUGUCCCAUUUGUCGCUCAUCAGACCAUGAUUAUCGACGGUGCCCAAAUCGUCAACAUAACACUGGAUCUCAAGGGCAACAACCUCCAAACAAUCAACAAACAUCUGACUCAUUCAAUGACCACUCCAACGCGUAUUUCCCGGAACUGCCUUCCUCCACACAAGAGUCUUACUAUGGUCAUUCUUAUAACUAG